Messenger RNA from Elephantulus edwardii (Cape elephant shrew), 1191 nucleotides. RefSeq names its product keratin, type I cytoskeletal 42-like. Gene Ontology annotation, molecular function: structural molecule activity. The record is from RefSeq and is a predicted model, not a curated record. Bases 19 to 1191 code for a protein of 390 amino acids. The transcript is spliced from 7 exons. Gene Ontology annotation, cellular component: keratin filament. Lineage: Eukaryota; Metazoa; Chordata; Mammalia; Macroscelidea; Macroscelididae.
UCCCGCUUCUCGGCGGGAAUGGGGGGCGGCUACAGCAGCGGUUACACUUGCAACCUGGGCGGGGGUUUUGGGUCCAGCUUUGGCGUGGCUGAUGCCCUACUGGGGGGCAGCGAGAAGGAGACCAUGCAGAACCUCAACGACCGCCUGGCCUCCUACCUGGAGAAGGUGCGCGCCCUGGAGGAGGCCAAUGCCGACCUGGAGGUGAAGAUUCGAGACUGGUACAAGAAACAGGGCCCCGGGCCUGCCCGAGACUACAGCCAGUACUUCAAGAUCAUUGAAGACCUGCGGAGUAAGAUCCUGGCAGCCACCAUUGACAAUGCCAGCCUCGUGCUGCAGAUCGACAAUGCCCGCCUGGCUGCUGAUGACUUCCGUACCAAGUAUGAGACGGAGCUGAACCUGCGCAUGAGCGUGGAGGCCGACACCAACGGCCUGCGCCGGGUGCUGGACGAGCUGACCCUGGCCAGAGCCGACCUGGAGAUGCAGAUCGAGAGCCUGAAGGAAGAGCUGGCUUAUCUCAGGAAGAACCACGAGGAGGAAAUGAAUGCCCUUCGUGGGCAGGUAGGCGGGGACGUCAGCGUAGAGAUGGACGCUGCCCCUGGCGUGGACCUGAGCCGCAUUCUGAACGAGAUGCGUGAGCAGUAUGAGAAGAUGGCAGAGAAGAACCGCAAAGACGCUGAGGACUGGUUCUUCAGCAAGACCGAGGAGCUGAACCGCGAGGUGGCCACCAACACGGAGGCCCUGCAGAGCAGCAGGACGGAGAUCACGGAGCUCCGCCGCACGGUGCAGAACCUGGAGAUCGAGCUGCAGUCCCAGCUCAGCAUGAAAGCCUCGCUGGAGGGCAGCGUGGCGGAGACCGAGGCGCGCUACGGGGCGCAGCUGGCGCAGCUGCAGAGCCUCAUCGGCAGCAUCGAGCAGCAGCUGUGUGAGCUGCGCUGUGACAUGGAACGUCAGAACCACGAGUACCAGGUGCUGCUGGACGUGAAGACGCGCCUGGAGCAGGAGAUCGCCACCUACCGCCGCCUGCUGGAGGGCGAGGACGCCCACCUGGGGAGAUACAGGCAGGGCUCCUGUCUGAGGCCUCCUGUGCCCGCAGCCACCAUGACCAGCCGCCAAGUGCGCACCAUUGUGGAGGAGGUCCAGGACGGCAAGGUGGUCUCCUCCCGCGAGCAGGUGCACCGUUCCACUCACUGA